Molecule: messenger RNA, 7575 nt
Organism: Venturia canescens
Lineage: Eukaryota; Metazoa; Arthropoda; Insecta; Hymenoptera; Ichneumonidae
Gene: Delta
Product: neurogenic locus protein delta-like
Exons: 6
Coding region: 1366-4134 (922 amino acids)
Biological process (GO): cell communication; Notch signaling pathway; multicellular organism development
Cellular component (GO): plasma membrane
Molecular function (GO): calcium ion binding; Notch binding
Source: RefSeq, a predicted model, not a curated record
GGCUUCGGACUCCCGACGACUGGUGGCGCUAGCUACCCCGAGCCUCAACUCGAAAUCACUGCUGUGCUGCGAACGAGGAAACGAGAAAUCGUGCGAGCUUCGUUUUUAUCGAUCUAUUCUCAAGGAUCGAGGAGAUUAUUUUUUCACUGAAAAAGAAGGUUACCACUCGAAAUCACGACUCCUCGGACCCAUCGGACUCUCAAGUUUUUACUCAACAUUUUCCAACGAAACAUAACAGCGAGAGAAUCAACUUUCGGACUCUUCUCGUGCGUGUUCGCUUUUUUUUUCCCCCCUCCUUGGCGCUCGCCCCCCUCCACAAAAAAGUUCAUUCAGUGCGUCGCCACACGGGGGCAGAAAGAGCGCUGCGAUCUUCUUGAGUGGGGGUUCAAAGAGUCUGGGGAAGAAGAGCAGCGGGAGAGAGAGAGAAAGAAAACUCGAGUGUUGGCCGCCAGGAGAAUUUCAGUGUUCUCGAUCAGUGCGCGCGCGACUCCGUCGUUGUGACGACGGCUCGUGAAAGAGAGGUGCCAUCUCACAGAAAAUCGGUUUACAAACGAAAUACAUCGGUGCUCCGGAUUCAAUGUGAAUAUUCAAAUUCAUCCGAAAUAUUCGAACAAAUAAUCAACAAAUAUAUUCAUCGAUCAAUCAAAUUGCAGCGAAUAUGAGAAUGAAAAAAUGCCGAUCACAGUGACACUUACGAGUCGUGAAUUUUCGUGUUGUGCACACGAGACAUAAAACGAAUUUCAAAUUAAAAGAAGCAAUUUAUCUAUCCAAGUAUCUUCGAAGGAUCUCGCGUUGGCGAUUUUUUUCGAAUAUUACGUUCGCUCGGUUUCUUCGAUCAACCUUUACGGAUAUUUUGGCGAUUUUCUCCACGCCGGAUUCAAUGGAAUACAAAGUGUUUACGUCUUCUGCGUGUUGCUGAAGUGCACGAGUGUGGAUUUACGUGAAAGUUCGUUUUUUUUCUGUUUUCCCUCCCUGCCUUUGCCCAGUUUCCCCAAAACCCAUUUUUUUUUUCUCGUUUUUGCUUGAUUAACGAAGCUUUUUUUCUAUCCGGAGAUAAGAAAAAAUUGAAAAAGGCGGCAAAGGGCCUGCUUUUUGUUUGUUUUUUUUUUCCGAUAAAACCUCAGCCUCUGGCCACUCGAUCUGUGGCUAUGCAACGACGCUUUUUCACUACGAGGAGGUAACGCCGCGCAACCCCCUCGCGGUUUACCCCCGAAUAUUGCAUAAAAAUCUCAAUUUUUCCUACAAAAACACGGAAAUCUUUGAAAGCACGCCGCAAAAACGAUCUUUUGGGCUUUUGGCCUACGCGCGAGUGAUUCUCAAUCCUUUUCUUCCCCUUUCUCCCUCUUUACCAAAGUGCUAAACAACAUGUGGACCGCUAUGCUUAUGUGGACGGCCGCCGUCGUGCUACUUCCGUCGCCACGACCGGUGAGCGGAUCGGGGGUGUUCGAGUUUAGGCUAAAGUCGUUCGUCAACGAAUACGGAAAGGACAGCCUGGGCAAUUGUUGCUCGGGCAGUAAUUCCCCCGCGGGGGAAUGUUCGGGGGUGUGUAAAACGAGAUUCAGGGUUUGCCUGAAGGAAUAUCAGGUGAAGAUCGACCCGACGACCCCGUGCACGUACGGCGACGUCGUGACACCGGUUCUCGGUGACAACGUCGUCAAUCUGAGUGCGAAGGCGGCGAUGCCGAGUUUCAGCAACCCCAUAAGAUUUCCCUUCGACUUUACGUGGCCGGGCACGUUUUCACUCAUCGUCGAGGCAUAUCACGACUCGGGCAACAGCACCUGCCAAUCUGCCGAAAAAGUGCUCAUCACCAGACUGGCGACCCAGCGCUGGCUGGACGUCGGACCCGAGUGGACCGAGGACGAGCACCGGAGCGCCAACUCGAAGAUGAUCUACGAGUACAGAGCAACCUGUAGCGCCCAUUACUACGGCAAAGGCUGUGAAAAUCUCUGCCGACAGAGGGACGACAGCUUUGGCCACUACAGCUGCAGUCCGACCGGCGAAAAAGUGUGUCUUUCCGGCUGGAAAGGCGAAUACUGCACGACUCCUCGCUGCUUGCCCGGAUGCGACGAGCAACACGGACACUGCACACAGCCCAACGAGUGCCUUUGUCACAGCGGCUGGGAAGGUGCGUUCUGCAAUCAGUGUCAAAAGUAUCCUCUCUGUCGGCACGGUAGCUGCGAGAAGCCCUGGGAGUGUCACUGCAACGUGGGCUGGGGUGGUCUGUUGUGCAACCAGGAUCUCAACUACUGCACGACUCACAAGCCGUGCAUGAACGGCGGCACCUGCUUCAACACCGGGCACGGGUCUUACACCUGCUCGUGCGCUCCCGGUUUCACCGGUGACAAAUGCCAGACGGUACUGCUCGACUGUCGCUCGAGGCCUUGCAUGAACGGCGGUUCCUGCAGCAUGGAGAGCAAGAACAGCAGUUCCCCGACGGGCCUGGGUGCGUCGUCCUCGAGCCACGCGGCCAGCGGGAACGAGCACAACGGCCGGAACUCCUCCUCGGGCACGGAAUUGGCGAAGCGCGUUUACCAGUGCGCGUGCGCGCCAGGCUGGCGGGGUCGGCAUUGCGAGAUCAGCUCGCGCUCGUGUCGGGACUCGCCGUGUCUCCACGGGGCGACCUGCAGCGACGACUCCCUCAAGGGCUACGCGUGCGAGUGUCGACCGGGGUACUCGGGAACCGACUGCGAGACCCAGGUCGACGAGUGCAGCCCGAAUCCGUGCAGAAACGGGGCUACGUGCACGGACCUGAUAAACGAGUACCGGUGCGCGUGCCCGGUCGGCUUCACCGGUCAGCAUUGCGAGAUAAACGUCGACGACUGCCAGGGCGACCCUUGCCUGAACGGUGGGACGUGCGUCGACCACGUGAAUCGGUUUCGUUGCCAGUGCGUGCCCGGCUACGUGGGUCGCUUGUGCCAGGACAAAGUGGAUUACUGUUUGGCCAAGCCGUGCGCCAACGGCGGCCAGUGCAUCUCCGGUACCAACGACUAUCGGUGCUCCUGCCAGCCGGGCUUCACGGGCAAGGAUUGCAGCAUCGACAUCGACGAAUGCCGAAGCUCCCCGUGCCGGAACGGCGGUACUUGCAGAAACCGGGUGAACGGCUUCCAGUGCGAGUGUCCCGAGGGCUGGCGGGGUGAAACCUGCCAGGAGGAGGGCUCGGCCGGAGUCGCGGUGAGGACGCAGAGCACGAGCGGGGCCUCGGCGCCCUCCGGGGCGAGCUCCUGGUCCGGCAACCUCGCCAGUCCCUCCGCGGAAGCUCGCGACGCCGGCCUGACGACCGAGCACGUCGUCGUAAUCGCGACCCUCUCGACGGCCGUUCCGGCCUUCGUCCUCGUAGCCGCAGUCGCUGUAAUGUGCAUGAAGAGGCGACAGAAGCGCGAGCAGGCCCGCGCCGACGAGGAAGCGAGGCUCCAGAACGAGCGGAACGCCGUCCACAGCAGCAUGAACAAGCGCGCCGGGACCAACGGCGCCGGGUGCAACGGCUCCUCCAACGGCAACGGCAUCCACGGCCCCAACGCCGGCGGCAUGCCCAACGGACUCCUGGGCGUUACCGGCCUCAACGGCGGCGCCCUCGGGAACGGCGGCUCCAGCCUCGUCGGCAGCACCGUCGGCAUCAACGCCGGCGCCGGCGCCGGCGGCGGCGGCGGCGGCGGCUGUUCCCUCGGCACCGGCGACUCCCACAUGAUUAAAAACACCUGGACCGCGAACAAGAACGUCAACAACAGCGGGAACAACGCCCGGGACGAGCUCGACUCCUCGUUCGCGAACGACAGCGGCCUCGACAUCUCCUGCAACGGCUACAAACCCGAACCGGUUAUCCAGGACUGCCGACAAGGGCGAACCGCCAAACAAUUGAACACCGAGGCCGCCGCCCACCGGGCCUCCCAUCACUUCCACAAGGACAAAGACAUGCUGGGUGUGAGUGGCCUAGAGGUCAAAAGGACUUCGGUGUACGUCAGUAGCAACGCACCGGAAUCGUGUUGCAACGAGGCCGCACUCAUGAAAAGGCCAACGACUUUGAGCGAAGGCGGGGGGGGCGGGGGUGGCCCGGACACGGGCUGCGGUGUUUACGUCAUAGACGAUCAUUACAGACACGACGCCGCGCUCGCCGCAACGCUAGCCACCGAAGUUUAGUCGAGCUUUUUCUUCUCUCGUUAUUAUAAUUAAGUCACGUUUUGUUUAACCCGAACUUUAUUCGAAAGCAUGGAAACACGGACACUUACACGACACACGCCCCGAGAGCGUUUAUUUAAGCUUACAGACUUGCGAGCCCGCCGCCGCUCCUCCUUUCAUCUUCCUACUUACGCACACACACACACGCGCGCGCGCGCGCGCGCGCGCACUUACAAUCUUACGUGGAAAACAAAACUUUAUACAUAUGUAUAUCUUGUAUAUGUUGAGAGCUGCGAGAAACAUUGAGAGAAAACGAGAAAACUAGAAUCGCGUACUCCGGGCGCGCGGACAAAAAAAUUAAUAAACUAAUAAGAAACGCGAAUCGUCGCUGAAACGCGUAGACGGCUCAUGGCCGCCAUUUUCACUUGCAGUUUCACUCUGUCGAACCGCCACUCCCCCCCACCACCGCUGUCAACGUUUUUUUCAUCGACGUGAAGUUGCCGCUGCGAGGCUUUUUUUUACCCAAGUGACAACUUCACGGCUACUACGUGACCACUUUCAAGCUCGAGUGUCCGUUGCACUAUGCCUUGUCAGAAUAACCCAAGCUCGAGGAGCCCCAGAAUUUCACUCCUGCCGGAAUCGGAUAUCUUGGCAGAGCUGGGAAUUAUCAAAUUUACGAGAAACACGCGGUUACGAAGACUCAAACUGCAACGAAAUUCGGCGAGCCGUGCACCGGUGAAAAUAAGUGAGAGAUGCUGUGUCGGCGAUUUCACGCCACCCCCACCCAUCCCCCCCCCCCCCUGCCCUUUCCCACGAUUUCCUCAUCUUAUAAAAAAAAUAAAAACUCGGUUCCCCCGAUAUGAAGAAAAAAGUAAAGAGACGUUUAGGUAUUUAAUAUUAUCAUGCUCGAAGCAAACCUUGUACAGAACUAAUUUAUUAUUAUUGUUAUUUACUAUUAUUAAGAUUGCUAUUAUUAUUAUUAAUGAUAUUAUAUCGCAUUAUCAUUGUUCCAGUAAUAUACAAAUUGUACGCACGACUGACUCCCUCUCUCGAGGGCCAAUGUGUAGGGUGACGAGAUUGCUGCGUGUGUCCGUGUACCGUUUGUUUUGUAUAAGUGUGCAUGAAUGCCUGUGCGCGAGGAGAAAUAGAAGUUUCUUUUUUUUGCCAGUAUAAAUACGGGGAAGCGGGAUAAAUCGAUCGACCGAUGGCCAUUACCGAUGAGAUAAAUUGUUAUGUUAUACGUGUCAUUUUCGUCUAUAUUAUAUUUUUUUCACUCUCAUUCUCUCUCUCUCUCUCUCUCUCUCUCUCGCUCUCUGGCUCUUGGUCUCUUCGUAACAAGAGUGUUCUGGUUUGACCAGAGUCGUUGCGCCCGUGUCUCGCUGACCCCCGAUUCCACAAAACUUCAAUUUCGUCUCGAUAUUAUUUCUACCGUUUGUUCGCGUUUCGAAAGGAAAAAUGCCUCGGCGAGGUUCGAGAGUCUCGAUUCGUUUGGCGACGUCAAUUUUUUUCAUUCUAACCUCAAAAUCACGACGCGCGAUGCCACACGGCGGAAUACUUUCGAUGCUAUGUGGUGCGUCUCGUCCCGAGCAGUUGCGAACCGAGCCGACGUUGUCCGAGCGUGAACUCGGCGUCGUCUCACGAUCACGCAGCGUUUACGUUCGUGUCUCACGGCGGACAGCCGUUUGGUUGGUUGGGAAAGAUUUUAGCGAAACAAACAGCCAUCAGCACCGUUCAUUUAUUCAUUUUCUUUUGCCUUCGCUAACCUCGUCAAGAAUUUUCGGACCGUCUCGAAACGUAAACAAAUGAAGUGAAUUCCGAGCACGAAAUGAGAUAAAUUGAGAAAAAAGAAAUGACAAUUAUGUGUUGUUAUACAGAGCGCGAUUUACGAUUUAUAUGAUUUUUAAUUAUUUAUUUGUGAUUAUGAGAAAUACUUGCGCCCCGAGCUGCCGCCGAGGCGAAAAUAAGUGUGUGAUUGCUGGUCUCGUGAUAAUGUUGAUUAACAUUGCGAUUAUUAUUAUUUAAAUAAUAAUCAUGACGGUAUAAUAAAUAUAUAUAUAUGAAUAUAUGUAUAUAUACGUAUAUCUCUGUAUGUAUAUUUAUAUACUUGCAUAUUUGUGUAUAUAAAUAUAUAUGUGAAUAUAUAAAUGUGUGUGUGUACGACGGAUUAUGACGACGAUAAUGAUAAAUGAUGAACAAAGAUUCGAUGAUGUUCCUGUUAAUUAAUAAUAUUAAUAAAGCGAUGAUGAUGAUGAAGAUGAUGAUGAUGAAUAAAAACAGAAAACAAAACACAUAUUAAGACACGAUUACACUACCAACUGAGUCAGGCUUCGGGUGAAUUUUGCUGUGCGCGUUGAAACAAAAAAUGACGUAGAAUAAGGAGAGGAAGAAGCAAAGAAAACGUUCGGCCCGUGGAGGAGGCGCGGGCGGUGUGAAAAGAGCGAUAAUCAAAACUCGCUUUUUUCUCCCCGCUAUGUUUACAUUUUGAUCUCAAAAUUCCAGAUUUUUCGUUUCGUAGCGAAAUCAUUGCUCGAUCUAUUGAGUUCUUUUUUUUUACUGCCUGUGCACGACACAUACACACACACACACACACACACACGACAAUUAUUUAACGAAAUAUUAUUUAAUUGUAAACGAAAAUAAUAUUAAAGUGGAGAAUAAAUGUUUAUUUUGUACUUAUUUAUCUUAUUAAAUUUCAACUUCCUAUUCCAACCGCAAUAUUUCGCUAAGUUUACGAUCCUCGUCGUUGCGUCGAGACGAGACUCCCCCGGCUGCAUCGCAUGGACAUUUUUUUUUUUUUUUUUUUUUUUUUUUUCAACACGCUCGCUUUCACGAAUGAGUUACAAUUAUUUAUCGCCUUCGAUCCUGAAACUCCAUUCUUUGACUGAGUGCUCAACAUUCGCCCCCGUAUUUUCUCACUCAAACAUCGCGAUCCACAGACACUGCUGGAACAACGAUUAUAAUAAUUGUUAAAUAUUCAAAAAAAUUAUUCUUCAACACACAUUUUUCGUGAUAGAAUUUGAAGGGACGGUACAUUGUGGAAACAAGAAUAAUAUUAUGUUUGUAAAGACUUUUCGAUUUACACGUCCGUUACUUUUUCUCCUUUCUCUCUUUUUGUAUAAACUAAAUAAAUUUGAAAAUGAAUAAAUAAUUAAUAGGGGAUGAAGAAUAUUUAAAAUGCGAUUACGAUUUAUGUAGAGACGAUGAAAAUAUCACGCAGAUCUGUAUAUUUGUAGUAGAAGUGUACAAUUUAAUAAUAAUAUCGAUGAUCAUAUUAUUAUUAUUAUCGCUCUAACUAUUAAGAUUAUUAUUAAUAUUAUUAUCAUUAUUAUUAAUAAUAUUAUUAUUAUUCAAUAUUAUAUUAAUAUUAUUAUUGUAUCGUGUAAAUAGAUGAAUUGUCAAUAUAAACGAGAUGUCGAAGGAGAGGAGACAGUGAACGAUUAAUAAUGAUAUAACUGAAAUCAA